Messenger RNA from Eruca vesicaria subsp. sativa (arugula), 1324 nucleotides. The record is from the annotation of a GenBank genome assembly. Lineage: Eukaryota; Viridiplantae; Streptophyta; Magnoliopsida; Brassicales; Brassicaceae.
CACUUGUCCAAAAACUCCUCCUUUAAGCAUUUUCGAUUGUUAUUAUUAGUCUCCGUUCAACAUUCCCCCAGAAACUAGUAGUCUUUUAGAUCUAGAUGGAAACACCUUCAUCAACGAGAAGAGUGACGAGAUCUCAGACCCUCUCUGCCAUGAAAGGCUCCGCCACCAAUCAUCUCUUAUCAUCAAAGAAACCAGAGGAGCCGAAAUCAAGGCAAAGAAACGGUGCAACACCGAAGCAAGACAGGUUAGCAUUGUUCGACAUAACCAACGACUCUCCAAUCGUAGGACUGGCGAUGCAGACUCCAUCUUCAGGAGUGGUUGGGAAGAGCAGAAUCAAGAGCACUCCUGGAUCUGGUGAGGCUCUCUUGAGAGGCCAAGUCAAGAAUCUGUUGCAGAAGGUUGAAGAAGAAGAGGCACAUCACCUUAUUACAAAGUAUUCAGUUGAAUCUCGUCCCUUCAUCCAUCUAGUUACUUCUCCCAUGGGACUUCUUGCCCCAACUCCGGCCAACACCCCACAAGUUCUUGAUGCAGUGCAGCAGAUUGUUAUCACAUCUCCCGUUGUCUCGGCACAGCUGAGAGCAGCAGCAUCUUCUUCUUCUCAGGUGGAUGAAAGCGAGGUGAUUGUGGUGGAGAAAGAGGAGAGCUGCUUAGACAAGAGUCCGAGCAUAACAAGGUCAUUGCUGCUGGAUUUUAGUGAUAAGUCAGAGCUGUGGGAGAGCUCGGACUGUUCUUCUGUGGUGACUCAGAACCCAGAGGAUGAUAACUCCUCUGUGUGGUCGAUGCAAGUCAACGCAAGUACCAAAGACGAAGAGGAUGAUGAAGAAGAAGAAGUAGUGUAUCCUUACAGGGAGAGAGAUGAUGAUGAAGAGGAAUACUACUACGAAGAGGAUGAGGAGGAAGUGGAUGGGUUGAGCGAGGGAAUGAGAAAGAUGAGCUUCGCAGGGAAGCACACUCGGUUUGUGUAUGACAGUGAACUUGAAGAAAUGGUGGAGGCUGAAGAGCAAACUCCAGGAGUGCUGCGUUUGAAAGUUUUUCCCUCACCAACAGGAAAACAUCAUGUUAGAUUCACCGACGAAGAAGACGAAUGAUAUAACUCCAUUUUUAUGAGUUGUGGACAAAGCAGCCUCACAUUUGUCUCAACUUUUCUUAUAAUUGUUUUGUUUUGGGGUUCCCAGUUCUGGUACUUGUUGUGCCUAUUAUUACAUUGGUGUUAUUUUUCAAUAACUAAAGUGUAAUCGGAUUAUGAUGUUUUCUUGUUUUUCUAAGCUUCUCUUGCUUGUUAUGUGUGCAAAGGCUUUUGAAUACAACGGCAGUCCAUCAAAAG